UGAAAAUGGUUACCAACGACACACGAAAAAGAAGUUUUCUUCCUGGUCUGCAGCAGCUGCUCGCACGUGAGUUGGAACGUUGUCCUGGAGAUGUCAACAAACCCAGAAAGACUGAAUGAUGACUUGGAUGAGGGGUUUGGGGCUUUCGUGGGGCUGCAGGGUGAGGCCCUGCAGUCCUCAGGGGUCCCUCAGGUCUAUUGGAGGAGCCUCUAUCACAAGAUCACCAACGAGGUCUACGAUGCCGGGGAGGUGUUUGGAAUAAUGCAGGUCCAGCAGGAGGAAGAUGGGGAGAGGAAAAAAGGCAAUUCUGGAGUGGUGAUUGAGUGUAAAGUGGUUGUUACUCGGGAAAGUGGGCUGGAAGUCUCCGAUCCAACCAGCAUUUUUCUGGUGGACCAUGCUUGGACGUACCGGGUGGAGCAUGCCCGGCAGCAGCUGGAGCAGAUUCCAGGACUGCUGCCCAGGAUGGCCUCCCUCAUGGGGGUGGACUUCCACAGUGAGGUCCCCCCUCCAGACAUAGUGGAGCUGAUAUUGGAGCGCAUGUGGAAAUACAACCAAACCUACCAACUGUCCCAGGGGUCAGCAGAAGAAAAAGUUCCCGUGUGGUACAUCAUGGAUGAGUUUGGCUCCCAGGUGCAGCACUCGGACCAUCCCAGCUGCUGCAUGGUCCCCUUCUUCUACAUGCAGGGUCAGCUGACCUACACUCUGCUCUGGCCUCUCCAAGAUCUGAAAGAAGGUGAUGAAUUAACCCGCGAUUAUGCAUAUGGGGAGACCAACCCAUUGCUACGGAGAUGCCGGUUGUUACCGUGGACACAUGAUGAUCUGGAAGGAGUGAGCAGUGCCGUCACAGAACCACCAGAUUCUUACUAUGAGGCCAUCGCACAAGAGAACAAGGAGCAGCUUCCUGUGGAAAUCCAGCCUUCUACUGUUUCCAAAGACAAAAUCCUCAAAGUCUUCACUCAAAUGUCCCAAGUAAGAAACAACCUGACACAUCCUCGCUUCAUUCUGGUGGAGGAAGAGGACGAGGCUGACAUCAUUUGGAAUUAUGAUCACAUCAAAGACUACAGGAAGCUGAGUCAAGAGCGGCCUCAUGUCAUGCUGAACCAGUUCCCCUGUGAGAGCAUAGUGACGGUGAAGGACUGCCUGGCUGCUGUGGCCCGCAGGUUGAAAGGCGGUCCCACGCCUGACUGGCUUCCAGAGACCUUCAACCUCCAGACGGAGCUUCCACACUUCAUCAAACAUUAUCAGCUGAGACGACUCAGGGGAGAAGACAACUACUGGAUCUGUAAGCCGUGGAACUUGGCCCGGGGUCUGGACACACACAUCACCAGUAAUCUGGAUUGCAUCAUCAGACAGAGAGAGAGCACACCAAAGGUGGUGUGUAAAUACCUGCAUGAUCCAGUGCUGUUCAGCAGAGAAGAAGUAGGAAUGGUAAAGUUUGACAUUCGCUACAUGCUGAUGCUGCGCUCAGUGCAGCCACUGUGUCUCUACGUCUACGAUGUCUUCUGGCUGCGCUUCGCCAACAAGCCCUUCUCUUUGGAUCAUUUCGAUGACUACCAGAAACACUUCACUGUUAUGAACUACGCAGAAGGAGUGCAGCUUAAACAAGUUCACUAUGAUGAGUUCAUUCCCAUGUUUGAACAACAGUACCCUCAGUAUCCAUGGAAAGACGUGGAAGCAGGCUUGUUUAAAGCGUUCAAGGAAUUCUUCCAAGCCGCUUCAUCUCGGCCAGCACCGUAUGGAAUCUGUCCAUAUCCGUCAUCCCGGGCCAUCUAUGCUGUGGAUCUCAUGUUGAAGUGGAGUCAAGGGCAAAAUGGUGAGCGGAUCAUGCAACCUCAGAUCCUGGAGUUGAACUUUAGCCCUGACUGUGCCCGGGCCUGCUUCUACCAUCCGGACUUCUACAACCACAUGUUCCAGACUCUGUUCCUGGAUCAGCCUGAGAACUGUCCAGUUACUCAGAUUGUGUGAACAAAGUUUCACCACAGAAGACUCUUUAUGGUUUAGGCUUUUAUCAGCUUUUUCAGUAUUAAACAGUGUCAAAUAUGUUUCACUGCACCAUAUUUUGUCCAAUCAGUUAUAAGGCAAACGACCUGCUCAGAAAGUAAGAAGUAGUCCUUUGUUCAAAUUACCAAUACAUUGGGGCGUCAAAACCUUCUUUAGGCCAACUAUAGGGACAUUUCUGAUUUUCACAUGACAUCUUGUGUUCUAAUUGAUGAAUUAUUAAUUACCCUUUCAAUUUGGAUUACGUAAUUGGAGUGAGGUCAAACGACAUCUAACUUCACAGGCCGUUCACUGUGCAGCAGGGUUUGUUUUUCCAAACGGAAAUCUCUCAGCAACUAAGGAAUCCUAAAAAUCUGGCGAACUGAGAAUGUUUUUGAGAAGAUUAAGUGGUUUCUUUUGUCAGUGGUUUAACACAUACUCCAGUUCAAGGACUGAUGUGAUACAUGUAAACGUUCACAUUCUUUAGCAGUACAGAUCAGAUUUCUAUGGAAAAUUGUAUAGUUUGGUUCCAAGUUUUAAUAGGAGGGAAUGGAUAAUGCAUCACAAAUGGUGGAUAACUGUAACAACUGACAAGUUGAAUCUAUUUACUGAAAUUGUCUCUAGUACCAUUAUCCAAAAAUCAAAUGAAGUAAACUAAUUGCAUUAGAUCCUGCCCCUGCAAAACACAAUGGCAAAAAGAUGCAUAAGAAUGCCAAACUGAGAACCUAAUACAUCAUUCACAUGGUACAGCACGGUCAUGGCAGCAUCAUGAUGUGGUAUGAUGGGGCUCUAGACUAACAUUUUGUACUGGUGCAGCUAACUUUUUCUUCUUAGAUUCACUAGCACAAAAGUUAGGUGCACCCAAAUGUCUGACCAUACUGCAAUUUAAUGAACUUUAGUUCAUUAAAAAAAAAAAAAAAACUAAAAUUAAGUUAAUAUUGACCUGUAAAUGAUUAAUGGUUUUCUUAAUCAAGAACCACUAAUCUGAUCAGAGUUGAUUGGAAAUUGGUUGGAUGUAAUGGAGGACAAUCCUAGAAAAAACCUGUUUGAGGCUUAAUAGGAGGGAAUGGUUUGAGGCAAACGACCUCAAACCAUUUGCUGUUUGCUACUAAAACAUCAGUUUUAGUAAUACGAGUGGAUCCAUUCGAUCCUCUUAAAUCAUUUACUGUUUAUCAAUUUCAUUUCCUUUUUUUUUUUUUUGCUUUGUUUUUCUUCCCACUCUUCUCUCAUAUUUAAUACUUAAGUAUUAAACAUGACAGGAGAUUCGCCUUUCAGCAGGUCAAACAACCUAACAUACAGCCAUUCUGUAAAUCAUGUUGGUGUCAUGGUUCGAAUAGGAAGUAAAAAAUGGGUUACAUUAAA
Poeciliopsis prolifica (blackstripe livebearer) is the source of this 3339-nucleotide messenger RNA. RefSeq names its product tubulin tyrosine ligase-like family, member 12 (gene ttll12). The transcript is spliced from 14 exons. NCBI's taxonomy places the organism in Eukaryota, Metazoa, Chordata, Actinopteri, Cyprinodontiformes, Poeciliidae. Gene Ontology annotation, biological process: protein modification process. The record is from RefSeq and is a predicted model, not a curated record. Bases 91 to 1965 code for a protein of 624 amino acids.